UUUGCGAUGUCGCAGUAUGGAACUACUCGCGGGCCCCCACAGGCCGCCAAGGAUCGCACAACAGACUACCACACUGCAUUAUUCCGUCGACUUAGCUGGGAAGGCACUGUUCCCCUCGAAAUCAGGGUCGAUCCGAAUGAGCUUCCUGCAAACUCGGACCGUGGUCUAGCAUGUUACUUUGUACAAGCACCAAGAGUCAGCUAUCUCCCUCUCCUCAUGCCGGAAAUACGUCGAUUUCUCAUGGACGUCGUGUUCGAUGAGGCGGCUUCCAAGUCUCUGAAGGAGGAGGACUGGUGGUUUGAGAUUGACGACGGCACGCUGCUAAAAUGGCAUUGGCCAAUUGGACUCAUAUACGACAAUCAUACCAUCCUCACCACAAUCCGACCAGGGCCCUCUCUAGCAACAACUUCUACGACACCCUUGCGGCUCAUUCUCCAUCUGGCUUCCCCGCCAACAGAUAAACUUCUCCUCGCGGCAAAUGCUGAGGCCUGCAAGCAGGCAUUCAUGGGUCAGCUCAAGGAAGCAGACUUCAUCCGUUGGGGUAACACAAAGCGGAUGACUGGGCUUCGCAAAGCAGACCAGGAUGGCCUAUGGGAAGGAAUCAAAGAGCACAACUUUGAGGAAUACUGGCGCGUUGCGUCAAAAGUAACCCCUACGACAACUGCAAAUCGACCACAGUCGCCAGGACCGCCGCCUUCAUCUGUAUCGAUGCAUGGCCGGCCACCCUCAGCAGACACAUCAGCACCGCCUGAAAGGGACGGCGCUUAUAACGUUCGGAGUGUACCCGUUCGUCUCUAUCUACCCGACGGCCCUGUCAUCCAAGAUCUUGUGCCGCCACUUCUUGAGGACGGUUCACCGCAUACCCUUGCACAUUUCUUGAAUACUCAUGCCCCAUUGCUUUUUCCGCCGCAGCCACCAGCCCCGCCUCCCUCUCGUACAAACCCCAAUCCCCGUCCUCCUUCCCACCAAGAACUCGCAUACCCACUUGUUCAAGGUAUCUUGGCGCCAUUAGACUCUGAGAUGGCUUGGUUGGGUGCUUGCUUGGCGGGUGCUGACGGUUGGGUCAAUGUUUGUGUCGGUAUCAGUCGAAAAUAG
Messenger RNA from Mycena indigotica, 1095 nucleotides. RefSeq names its product Autophagy protein 5. Lineage: Eukaryota; Fungi; Basidiomycota; Agaricomycetes; Agaricales; Mycenaceae. The record is from RefSeq and is a predicted model, not a curated record. Gene Ontology annotation, biological process: autophagy of mitochondrion; cellular response to nitrogen starvation; nucleophagy. The transcript has 4 exons. The coding region runs from base 7 to 1095 and encodes 362 amino acids. Gene Ontology annotation, cellular component: cytoplasm; phagophore assembly site membrane; Atg12-Atg5-Atg16 complex.